Molecule: messenger RNA, 1993 nt
Organism: Petromyzon marinus (sea lamprey)
Lineage: Eukaryota; Metazoa; Chordata; Hyperoartia; Petromyzontiformes; Petromyzontidae
Source: RefSeq, a predicted model, not a curated record
ACCCCCCCCACCUCAGUCGGCGUCCCUGGCAACCCGCACCCCACGGGCUCCGUGAGGAGGCGGCGAUGGCGACUCCACGGGCCACCCCGCUGCUGCCUGCGGACCACGGCCUCACGCAGAGCGCAAACCUUGCCCAUCUCUAUCAGCACCAUCACCACCAUCACCACGACGAACACCAUCAGCAGCUGUGGUACACGCGAAGCGCGCGACUUGACGCGACAGCCCCGUCCCUCCAGGUGAGGUCAUCAGGCGAAGAGACGCGGCGCCUCCCGUGGCUUGCAGGAGCCGUGCAGUCGUGCCCGCAGAUGGAGCCCCCUCGCGGUCCCCUCGCCCUGCCAGCCCCCGGGCCCCCCCUGCUCAUGUUAAUGGGACCCGAGUCCCCCAAAGCCACCAAAAGGUCGCCCAAAUCUUCCGAGUGCCCUAAGCCCCUCGGUCUCGCGAUGCCUCCGGUGCCGACAGCGAGCCGCGGGGUUCCGCGACUGCGAGCCCCCCGCGAAGUGCCCCCCGCCGUGAUCCCGGCCGUGCCCCCCACGGCCCCCCCCGGACUGGGACCCCGCCUGAACCCCCUGCGGCCCCCGUGGGUGGCGCGGCGCACCGUGAUGCUGGAGACGCGGGACGCGCACGCGCACAACGAGCAGCGCGUCACCUGCUGGAAGAGACGCGAGCACGACAGGCAGCACCGCGGCUGGAGGAGACCGGUGUACGGGGAGCCGGGGGAGAAGGAGGAAUACCGGAGGGAGAUCCGCGAGUGGCUCAAGUCCCAGAUGCGGGAGCGCGUGGCCCAGCGGGAGUCGGCUCGGAGCGAUGGGGCGGGCGAGCGGGCCCAGGCCGCCCUCGCCGAGAGCUGCGAGCGCCGAGCAGAGGAGCAGCGCGGCCGGGAGAGGCACGAGGCCUCCCGGGCCGUGAGGGACCACAACAAGAGGGUGAUGGAGCUGCGCUGGGAGGUGGAGCGGAGCGAGCGAGUGCGCGAGUGGAGCCUGGAGCGAGAGCUUCUCCAGCUUCAACCUCUCAACUGGAGCGGAACCCUCACCUAACGGGGUCACAGCGAUCAUUACUUAGAUGGGUCCAUCAAUUAAAGGGGACCUACAGUUAUCAGUAAUAACAAUGAAUAAUGACAAUCAUUUAGUAGAUUUCAUGUUGGUGCCAUUCUCACGGAGGAAGGCACUGCUGCGUGUAACCCCGAUUGAUGAUAUAAUAAGAGUUAUUUGUGACCAAUUUUCGAAUCUGUCAAAUUGGGCACACAGUACGGCCGGUUCCUCGCUUUGAAAACACCUCAGGGCAUUUUUUACGUCCACUGUGGUGAAGUGGACGGUUCGGAUUCAUUUACGGUCGACAUGACCCAACAGUAAUAACCAGGGCGGCCUGCCGGAACCGAACCGCGGAAGCCUCUGUGACAACGAGCGCUGAGCGAGGCUGCCACCGGGCGGUGUGGUGACCAACGGCGUGGCUGAGGACAUCCUCCAGCAGUGGAUUGAUCAUGGCUGCUGCUGAUGAUGGCAAUGAUUAUGCUUGUGGAAACAUUUCAGUAAUAAUAGUAGUACAAUGGUGAUGAUGAAACUAAAAAUAAAUCGAUGAUGAUUUUACAAAAUCAACUUAAGAAAUGCAGCUACUGCUGCUGCUGAGUUGGUAGUUGUGCACAAACAACAGCAAACACAUUCGUGAAUAUGACUCACUGCACGUGGCCUGAAAAUAAAAAAUAUAUAUAACAGGCGGCUUUUCAGGCAAACGGCCCUUCUUCAUGGCACUGAAACGCCACCUAUUGUAUAUAUCCAGUAUAUUUUGUAAGGCCACGGUGUUAUUGACGUGUGGUCCGUGGGGUGUGAUGUUAUAUAUAAUGUGUAUGGUGCUCAAUGGAACGCCUCAUCAAGAACGCGCAACGCGCGUGGUGAUUUUGGGCACGGGAGAUUCUUACAUCGCUCGUAAUUUUGCUGCCCUUGUAGAGUGAGUGGAGUGACGAGACGUUUCAAUAAACCAUCGAUGCAAGAAGACAGUC